Lathyrus oleraceus (garden pea) is the source of this 1653-nucleotide messenger RNA. Its product is annotated as alpha,alpha-trehalose-phosphate synthase [UDP-forming] 6. The transcript has 5 exons. Gene Ontology annotation, biological process: trehalose biosynthetic process. The coding region runs from base 1 to 1653 and encodes 550 amino acids. Gene Ontology annotation, molecular function: trehalose-phosphatase activity. Lineage: Eukaryota; Viridiplantae; Streptophyta; Magnoliopsida; Fabales; Fabaceae. Gene Ontology annotation, cellular component: cytosol. The record is from RefSeq and is a predicted model, not a curated record.
AUGAAGACAACCUCAGCGAAUACGAAGAAGCGAUCCAGCUCAGUGAAGACGAGCUCAGUGAAGUGUCCAAAGUCCGAGAGGGAUAUCUUCAAAGGGAUAAGUUUGAAGCUAUUAGCCAUGGAGCAGCUUCUUAUUCAGCAUCCUGAGUGGCAUGGAAAGGUUGUGUUAGUUCAGAUAGCCAAUCCUGCAAGAGGGAAAGGGAGGGAUGUGAAGGAAGUUCAAGAAGACACUAAGGCGACGGCGAAGCGGAUUAAUGAAGCAUUUGGUAAACCUGGUUAUGAUCCUGUCAUUCUGAUUGAGGAGCCAUUAAGGUUUUAUGAAAAAGUUGCAUAUUAUGUUGUGGCCGAGUGUUGUUUAGUGACUGCGGUUAGGGAUGGAAUGAAUCUCAUACCGUAUGAAUAUAUAAUCAGUCGUCAAGGAACUGAAAAAUUGGAUAAAGUUUUGGGAAUAGGUUCGUCUCUUAAGAAAAGCAUGCUGGUUGUGUCUGAGUUUAUUGGUUGUUCGCCGUCUUUAAGUGGAGCUAUUAGAGUGAAUCCAUGGAAUAUUGAUGCGGUAGCAGAUGCGAUGGACUUGGCUUUGGAAAUGGCUGAUUCAGAGAAACAGCUUAGGCAUGAGAAGCAUUAUCGAUAUGUUAGUACUCAUGAUGUCGGUUAUUGGGCUCGUAGCUUCUUGCAAGAUUUGGAAAGGACUUGUAGUGAUCAUGUGAGGAGAAGGUGGUGGGGGAUUGGUUUUGGAUUGAGUUUUAGAGUUGUAGCACUUGAUCCAAACUUCAAGAAGCUAUCAAUGGAGCACAUAGUUUCGGCUUACAAGCGGACAAAAACUAGGGCGAUCCUUCUAGAUUAUGAUGGUACACUAAUGCCUCAGGCUUCCAUUGAUAAGAGCCCAACCAGUAAUUCCAUUAAAAUGCUUAAUAGUUUGUGUAAUGAUGAGAACAACAUGGUGUUUCUCAUCAGUGCUAAAGGCCGAAUGAAGCUUGCUGAGUGGUUUUCUGCUUGUGAAAAUUUGGGAAUUGCUGCCGAACAUGGUUACUUUUUAAGACUUAGGAGGGAUGCAGAAUGGGAAACCUGCGGACCUGUAACAGACUCCAGUUGGAAACAAAUUGCCGAGCCUGUCAUGAAGCUUUAUACCGAAACAACCGAUGGAUCCACAAUUGAAGAUAAAGAGACCGCACUUGUUUGGUGCUACGAGGAUGCAGAUCCAGAUUUUGGAUCGUGCCAGGCUAAAGAACUUCUUAAUCAUCUUGAAAGUGUGCUUGCAAAUGAACCAGUAACAGUGAAGAGUAGCCUGAAUAAUAUAGAGGUUAAACCACAGGGUGUGAACAAGGGACUUGUAGCUAAACGCCUACUUUCGACCAUGCAAGAAAAGGGACUGUCACCUGGUUUUGUCUUGUGUAUCGGAAGAGAAGAUCUGGUGUUGCAUAUAAGAUCUGGUAGACCUAAGAAGAUUAGGAUAAGAGAAAGUGGAGAGGAUGGUGCAAGGAAGAGAAGAUCUGGUGUUGCAUAUAAGUGCACCAAAUGUGAUAAUUUUGGUCACAAUGCUAUGACUUGUAAGGCUACCACUCAGGAUCCCAAUGCACUUAAAAGAAUGUUUUCUGAUGAUUUUGCAAUUUUGCUCUUUCAUUAUGAUAUAACUUUUUUCUGUCAUUAUUGGUAG